Molecule: messenger RNA, 630 nt
Organism: Drosophila arizonae
Lineage: Eukaryota; Metazoa; Arthropoda; Insecta; Diptera; Drosophilidae
Source: RefSeq, a predicted model, not a curated record
CGGUGCGAGCAAAUUUGUUACAGCCACAAACGUUAAAUUUUGAAUGGUGCCAGUGUUAGCUAACGACUCGAAAAUUGCUAAAUACACUUCCAAAAUCUAUACUAAAUCUAACAAUCGCAGCAAGCUGCAGCUCGCACAGCUAUUUUUCAUAAUCAACCAUUUCAAUUUAAACUUUGUCGAAAUGGCUUUGCCGCAGGGAGCCUAUGCGGCUUGUAAAUUACGUGAGCAGUUCCAGGAGAAAGACAUGAUUGUCUCACGCCUAAGAGCUGCGAACAUUUCUGAUAAAAUUGACAAUAAUGCACAGCGUGAAUAUUCGCCGGCCAAGUACAAUGAUAAGCUAAUGAAUUCCAUUUGGGGCCUCUACAAUCGCUAUUCGCCACACAAUGUCAAGAAGAACGAGUACGCCCCGCCCAAAUUCUAAUUAAAACUGGCGGCGCAACAGCUCCCCCAUUGAGCUGUUGCGCCUCCAUUGCAGCCUCUGCCUGAAGACGUUUAAUUGUUUUUUGGGCUAUUGGCUAAUGCUGCUUGCUGCACAGGCACACGCACACAUAUAUACGCACAUACCUACGCGUAGUAUAUAAACACUAUAUAAUCUCCACAUAUAUACUCAAUUAUAUAUAAACAAAAACA